CCCGCACCAGCAGUUGAGAGCGAAGCCAUGAGUAACCGGAGCAGAAGAACAGUUGUGGCGGAGGCGGAGCCUACAUUCGUGCAGAGCUGCUCAACAAAAUGGUCUAAGGGGUUGCAGCGAGGCGCCAGAUGGGAUAAGGACACAUUCGAAGACUUUCCCGUAUGCGUCCACUGGUUCAGACAAUUCAUGGCGGCGGUGGCGGGGAUAUGUGUGGGUGUCGCGGGAGUCACUGGAUGGUUCGGGCUCGUGGGGGGAUUCGCCUUCGUCACUGGGGCCACUUACUUGUACUACGCGAGAUUCGUCGAGGCGGACGAGUUGUCAUACGGUGAUCAGGGCCUGAAAUGGGAGGGAUUGCUGCCAUCUCUCACGGUCUUCCUCCUGAUGUGGAUCUUGUCGUUUAACGGCAUGGACCAUGUCUUGUUGAAUGUCGCGUAGGUAGGCCAGGGGGAGGUGGUAGAAACAGUGCUUGCACUUCCUCGGGACUUGGGUUGCCGGAGGCUGCGCGUGACACCCACAUGUUGCUGGGGGAAACCCUAGGGGGAGGAAAUCUGAAGCCUGAGGAAGUUGGGGGACGAUUGGACCGACGAACGCGAGCAACGAAAGGAGUAUUUAACACGGGAAGCUCCUUUCUGAGGCGUUCGUUGUUGUGCUGAGAGCUUGGAGUGUAGGCUUGAAACUCGGCACACUCUUGGGCCAGUGCGACUCGCUCACUGGGGUGAUGGGCGGCGGAGCCAGCCUCGAGCGGAAUGGCUUUUUGGUUCCACAUAUGAAGGAGAGUACUGUAGAAAUGACACGUGGUCUUGGUGGUUGCAGGAGGGUGCGCUUGUUUGUUGACCCAGCAUCUCACUCUAGGCAAAUCUCAGUUUCUGCUCUUGAACGAGAUAUGCUGGAGAGAUUGGCUUUCACGUGCAUGCUACGCUUCCAUCCCGUGCCUUGGGCGAUGUGCUAGGUCAGGCACCUCUGUCGGUUGGUGCUGUUGCGAUCUUGUGUCGUGAGAAUUGAGUAUGAGA
Molecule: messenger RNA, 1010 nt
Organism: Ectocarpus siliculosus
Lineage: Eukaryota; Phaeophyceae; Ectocarpales; Ectocarpaceae
Source: the annotation of a GenBank genome assembly